Dentiscutata erythropus is the source of this 174-nucleotide messenger RNA. Lineage: Eukaryota; Fungi; Glomeromycota; Glomeromycetes; Diversisporales; Gigasporaceae. The record is from the annotation of a GenBank genome assembly.
AAAAAAGAAGGAAGAAACGUAUCAUCGCUUAGUUCUGAUGAGGUUGAUGAUAUUUUUAUGAAUUAUUCUAUAUAUCCACAGCAUGGUUAUCGUGUAUAUAAUACGGAGAAUGAAUUUAGAGAGAAAAUUGCUUAUUUCUUAUUUAAUGGUGCAAAAAUUAUCCAACAGGCUUGA